AUGGAGUUUCACGGAGUUCUAGUAGCUAGCCCGGGCAUGGGCCACGCCGUACCCAUCUUAGAACUUGGCAAACGUCUCCUAAACCACCACGGAUUUGAACGUGUUACCGUCUUCCUAGUCACAGAUGAUGUCUCACGCUCAAGAUCCCUAAUCGGAAAAACGUUGACGGAGAAAGAUCCCAAAUUCGUGAUAAGGUUUAUUCAGCUCGACGUUUCAGGUCAAGAUCUUAGCGGUUCACUUUUAACUAAACUAGCAGUGAUGAUGAGGAAGGCAUUACCACAGAUUAGGUCAGCGGUCAUGGGUUUAGAGCUGCACCCUAGUGUUUUCAUUGUUGACUUGUUGGGCACGGAAGCUUUAGCGGUGGCUAAAGAGCUUGAGAUCACGAAGAAACAUGUUCUUGUUACUACCAGUGCUUGGUUUCUAGCUCUUACGGUUUAUAUGGCGAGUCUUGACAAGGAGACCUUGUAUAAGCAUCUGAGUAGCAGAGGAGCGUUGCUUAUACCGGGAUGCAGCCCGGUUAAGUUUGACCGGGUUCAAGAUCCGGGUAAUUAUGUCAGAGAACUCGCUGAGUCUCAGCGAAUUGGUGCUGAGGUGCUAACCGCGGAUGGGGUGUUUGUGAAUACAUGGCACGAUGUGGAGCCAGUGACGAUCAGGUCUUUCUUGGAUCCAAAGAAUCUCUGUCGAGUUAUGAGAGGAGUGCCGGUUUACCAUGUUGGGCCGCUGGUUAGACCAGCAGAACCAGAGUUGAAGCAUGACGUUUUGGAGUGGCUUGACUUACAACCCAAAGAGUCAGUGGUUUAUGUUUCUUUCGGGAGUGGUGGUGCAUUAACAGCCGACCAGACAAUCGAGCUGGCUAACGGUUUGGAGCUGAGUGGUCACAGGUUUGUUUGGGUCGUCAGACCACCAGCCGAAGACGACCCGUCUGCGUCAAUGUUUGACAAAACCAAGAAUCAGACAGAACCACUUGAUUUCUUACCCGAGGGAUUUAUAGACCGGACCAAAAAUAUGGGUUUGGUGGUCCGGACAUGGGCCCCACAAGAGGAGAUCCUGGCGCACGAAUCAACCGGCGGUUUUGUGACUCACUGCGGAUGGAACUCGGUUUUGGAGAGCAUAGUAAACGGUGUGCCGAUGAUAGCUUGGCCUUUGUACUCAGAGCAGAAAAUGAACGCGUGGAUGGUUUCAGAGGAGCUAAAGAUUGCGUCGCGUGUUAACGUUGGCGAUGGGAUUGUGAAGAAGGAAGAGAUAGUUGAAAUGGUGAAGAGAGUGAUGGAUGAUGAAGAAGGAAAAGAGAUGAGAAAGAACGUUAAGGAACUGAAGAAGACAGCAGAAGAAGCUCUCAAGAAGCCUAACAUUCCUUCUCUUUACUUCACCCAAAACUAA
Messenger RNA from Eutrema salsugineum, 1380 nucleotides. Its product is annotated as UDP-glycosyltransferase 72C1. The record is from RefSeq and is a predicted model, not a curated record. The coding region runs from base 1 to 1380 and encodes 459 amino acids. Gene Ontology annotation, molecular function: UDP-glycosyltransferase activity. NCBI's taxonomy places the organism in Eukaryota, Viridiplantae, Streptophyta, Magnoliopsida, Brassicales, Brassicaceae. The transcript has a single exon.